UCCUUACUAAAUUACAUUUCUUAUUUAUUUAUUUAUUUUAAUAAAUUUCAUUCUUUUUACUAUUAUAUACACAUUUUGCUUCAUAUUAUUGAGAUGCCCUUUCGCGGAAGCGUUUCUCUCGCUGCUUCAUCCUCGAGUCGGUGUUCCGCGUCACCAAGCGAGCGCUCGAACAGUUGCCGGCGCUGGACUCCGACUCGGUUCGCCGCAGUCUUUUCGUCAUCCUCGCCAACGAGCUUCUUCCUUGCAGAGUGCGCUCCGUCGCUGUUUUGCCUUCCAUUCUCCAGGGUUAAGAUGGUGAAGUUGACAAUGAUAGCACGUGUUACUGAUGGCUUACCAUUAGCUGAAGGAUUGGAUGAUGGUCGUGACCAGAAAGAUGCAGACUUUUAUAAGCAGCAAGCUAAGCUUUUAUUUAAGAAUCUGUCGAAGGGUCAUUAUGAGGCUUCUAGAAUGUCAAUCGAGACAGGUCCAUACUUCUUCCACUACAUUAUUGAGGGGCGUGUUUGUUACCUUACAAUGUGUGAUCGGUCUUACCCAAAGAAGCUUGCUUUUCAAUACCUGGAAGACCUCAAGAAUGAGUUUGAGAGAGUCAACGGGAAUCAGAUCGAAACUGCCGCAAGACCUUAUGCUUUUAUCAAGUUUGAUACUUUCAUACAGAAGACCAAGAAGCUUUAUUUGGAUACUCGCACCCAGCGAAAUAUUGCUAAGCUGAAUGAUGAACUCUAUGAAGUCCACCAAAUAAUGACUCGCAACGUACAGGAGGUUCUUGGUGUUGGUGAAAAGUUAGACCAGGUGAGUCAAUUAUCAAGCAGGUUGACAUCUGAGUCUCGAAUAUAUGCUGAUAAGGCUAAAGAUCUAAAUCGACAGGCUUUGAUUCGAAAAUGGGCUCCUGUCGUCAUUGUUCUUGGAGUAGUAAUGUUUCUCUUUUUUAUUAGAAAGAAGGUAUGGUGAAUCCAAUGUUGAGAUCCCAUCUCAUGUUGUCUCCAUCAUGUGCCAAUUUUGUGGUUUUGCCCAUAUCAAUAUACCUUUAGAAUAUAACAAAAAUGGAGAUUGCUCAGGCCAUAUAACUGCAAUUAGGUACACUCAUCUCCCAGUGAGAACUAUCAUGUGUCAAAUUCUACUGCAAUAUUAGUUCCAUUUUCUAAAA
Molecule: messenger RNA, 1144 nt
Organism: Zingiber officinale
Lineage: Eukaryota; Viridiplantae; Streptophyta; Magnoliopsida; Zingiberales; Zingiberaceae
Product: 25.3 kDa vesicle transport protein-like
Exons: 6
Coding region: 94-948 (284 amino acids)
Biological process (GO): retrograde vesicle-mediated transport, Golgi to endoplasmic reticulum; endoplasmic reticulum to Golgi vesicle-mediated transport; vesicle fusion with Golgi apparatus
Cellular component (GO): endoplasmic reticulum-Golgi intermediate compartment; endoplasmic reticulum membrane; SNARE complex
Molecular function (GO): SNAP receptor activity
Source: RefSeq, a predicted model, not a curated record